Argentina anserina (silverweed cinquefoil) is the source of this 1703-nucleotide messenger RNA. RefSeq names its product autophagy-related protein 18c. Lineage: Eukaryota; Viridiplantae; Streptophyta; Magnoliopsida; Rosales; Rosaceae. Gene Ontology annotation, cellular component: cytosol; phagophore assembly site membrane; extrinsic component of membrane. Gene Ontology annotation, molecular function: phosphatidylinositol-3-phosphate binding; phosphatidylinositol-3,5-bisphosphate binding; protein binding. The record is from RefSeq and is a predicted model, not a curated record. Gene Ontology annotation, biological process: autophagy of mitochondrion; nucleophagy; protein localization to phagophore assembly site.
UCUUAUAAAGUAGUUGGCCUUGAGUAGAUUGCUGUGUUUUGAUUUGUUUUGUACUUUUGUGUAUGCUUGUGUUUGAGUUCUUCACAACUUAUGAUCAAAGUUUGGUGAGUUUGGUGAUUGGCAUUGUGGGUUUCUUCAAAAGGUUGAAACUUGAUAUAUAUUUUUUGUUAAUUUUGAGUCUUUCUCGAUGCUUCAUAUUCUGUUUUUGUGUACCAAGUUGAUAUGUAAUUGUGAGGACCAUCGUGUUGAUUACAGAAAUUUUGAGUGCUAUUAAUUUGAAGCAUGAAGAUGCUAUGUAGAAUUUUGUGUUUGAAAUGGAAAGUAUGAACUUUGUGGUUUUCUGAUGUCUCUAUGUCCAGGCUAUACAUCCUUCAUGAGUAUUGAUUGAGGCUUGCGUACACCUGUGCCUGCCUCCCUCAUGAGUUCAACAGUUUCGACACCUAGAGGGAUACUAUCACCCACAAGGCUCGGCUCGUAUGGACUGCCUGAUGCUGGGCCGUCUGGUUCUUUUACCCGGCUUGAACCGGACUUCAUUGAUGCUGACGAAACUGAGUUGCACUCUGUGUCCUGGAAUCAAGACUAUGGUUGCUUUGCGGCAGGCACAAGUAAUGGUUUUCGUAUUUAUAACUGUGAGCCUUUCAAAGAGACUUUUAGACGGGACCUGAAAAGUGGUGGGUUCAGAAUUGUUGAGAUGUUGUUCAGAUGCAACAUUCUCGUACUUGUUGGUGGUGGAGACAAUUCCCAAUAUCCACCAAACAAAGUAAUGAUUUGGGAUGAUCAUCAGAGCCGAUGUAUUAGUGAGUUUUCAUUCAGGUCUGAGAUUCGUGCAGUAAAGUUAAGUCGUGACCGCAUAGUUGUGGUUCUUGAGCACAAGAUAUAUGUUUACAGCUUCAUGGAUCUGAAGCUGCUGCAUCAGAUAGAAACAUUAUCAAAUCCCAGGGGAUUGUGUUGCCUUUCGCACCAUCAAAAUACAUCUGUGCUGGCUUGCCCAGGCCUUCAACGGGGACAAGUUCGAAUUGAACAUUUCGGGCUAAUCAUGACAAAUUUAAUCAAUGCUCAUGAUUCUCAUAUUGCAUGCUUUACCUUAACAAUGGAUGGGCUACUUCUUGCAACUGCUAGUACCAAGGGUACUUUGAUAAGAAUCUUCAACACAAUGGAUGGGACUCGCUUACAAGAGGUACGUAGAGGAGUGGACAGAGCAGAUAUUCAUAGUAUGCUCUCACCAAAUGUUCAGUGGUUGGCAGUAUCAAGCGACAAAGGUACUGUGCAUAUAUUCAGCCUCAGAGUUAGAGGAGUUGGGAUGAAUUUGUCUACUCAUUCGAAUGCUUCUCAAGGGCCAGCGCUUUUCCAACAGAAUUCUUCAAAUUCAUUGGAGUCUCUUAUUGCUCCAAACACUGGAGCCAAUUCUAGUUCAUCAUUGUCGUUCAUGAAAGGGGUUUUACCUAAAUAUUUUAGCUCAGAGUGGUCUUUUGCUCAGUUCCGCUUACCAGAAGACACACAAUUCAUUACUGCCUUUGGCUCUCAAAACAAUCUCAUCAUUUUAGGCCUGGAUGGGAGCUUUUACAGGUGCAGUUUUGAUCCAGUGAAUGGAGGUGAGAUGUUGCAACAGGAAUAUGUACGGUUUCUGAAAACAGAUAGUAGACCAAGAUUUUGAUCAUGUGUACAUAUUGAUUUAUCAGUUGAAUGUAAAUAUUUGAUUAGUA